GCACGCCACGUGUCCCCCCCAACAUCGGGGACACGUGGUCGGUCCCGCACCCCAGCCAGGGGAAGUAGGGCCUCCCCCAGGGCACGCCACGUGUCUCCCCCAACAUCGGAGACACGUGGCAGGUCCGGCACCUCAGCCAGGGCUGGAACUACAGAGAUGACCGCCAGGAGGAGGCAAGAGGAGGAGGAAGAGACACCGGCCUCACAGAGGAGGCCAGAGGAGGAGGAGGAGGAGGACGAUGGCGAUGAGGGCCCCAGUGGGCGAAUGGGGCGAAGAUUUUCCAGUGAAGAAAAUGCAGCACUGGUUGAUGAAGUGAUCGUGCAAUGGGAUGUGUUAUUUGGAUGUCGAUCCCAUUGCAUCAAUGCUGCCAGACGCAAAAAAAUCUGGCAGCUAGUAACGGACAAAGUCAACGCUGUAGGCGCUGUACACAGAGAUCACAACACUGUGUACAAGCGCUUCAGUGACCUGAAGCGUUGGAUGCGGGCGAAGUUUGCUGCCAGGAGAGCAAAGGCCCAGAAGACCGGCGGUGGCCCUUUACCAUCUUUGAGGCUGCAGCCUUAUGAACGCCGGCUUCUGGCCAUUAUGGGCAGAGAGGUGUGUGAAGGUUUAGAAGGCUCACAUGACACAGACUGGAGAACACCACCGCGGACAGUGCCACAACCCACGGACAGUGACCAGGACCAGGACCUUGAUCCUCAGCAGCCCCAGGAAGAGGGUGAGGCUGCAGAGAGCCCUAGAGCCCCACAAGCUCAAGAACAUCGAGCUCCCCGGCGUUCCCAGUCGCCAGCCGUGCUACCUGUGGUGCCCCCCAGACGUGAUGCUGCUGAAGCAGGUGCUGCAGCUCCUGCUGCUGCUGCACCAAUUGGGGGACCACCACAGGAGCAACCACAGCGACUGGCUGAGAGACGUGGGCAGUAUGUGGGGCUUAUGCAACUUCUCAUCCAACAGCAACGCCGCAACAGUCUCUGGAUGCGAAGAUGGUUUGCUCGCAUCCAUGCCGGCUUCCAUGAUGGGAUGCAGAGCAUGGAGCAAACCUUCCAGAGCAUGGAACAAACCAUCCAAAGAAGCAUCCAGGACCUGGUGGCGGCUAUUCGGGAAGUGGCUCAACAACCACGGGGUUCUGCUGAGGGUCCAGUCCCUGGUCCUGCUGCUGCUCCCCCUCCACCCCCUGCAUCUCCUCAGCAGCGCAGAGGAAGGGGGCGUGGAAGGGGACAAGGUGAUGCUGCUGAAGCAGGUGCUGCAGCUCCUGCUGCUGCUGCACCAAUUGGGGGACCACCACAGGAGCAACCACAGCGACUGGCUGAGAGACGUGGGCAGUAUGUGGGGCUUAUGCAACUUCUCAUCCAACAGCAACGCCGCAACAGUCUCUGGAUGCGAAGAUGGUUUGCUCGCAUCCAUGCCGGCUUCCAUGAUGGGAUGCAGAGCAUGGAGCAAACCUUCCAGAGCAUGGAACAAACCAUCCAAAGAAGCAUCCAGGACCUGGUGGUGGCUAUUCGGGAAGUGGCUCAACAACCACGGGGUUCUGCUGAGGGUCCAGUCCCUGGUCCUGCUGCUGCUCCCCCUCCACCCCCUGCAUCUCCUCAGCAGCGCAGAGGAAGGGGGCGUGGAAGGGGACAAGGUCCUGUCCGAGGGGAUAAGCGCAAACGUCCCUAG
This is a messenger RNA of Xenopus laevis (African clawed frog), 1653 nucleotides long. Its product is annotated as myb-related transcription factor, partner of profilin-like. NCBI's taxonomy places the organism in Eukaryota, Metazoa, Chordata, Amphibia, Anura, Pipidae. The record is from RefSeq and is a predicted model, not a curated record. The transcript is spliced from 5 exons. Bases 157 to 1653 code for a protein of 498 amino acids.